Messenger RNA from Suillus bovinus, 1662 nucleotides. RefSeq lists its product as uncharacterized. The coding region runs from base 1 to 1662 and encodes 553 amino acids. Lineage: Eukaryota; Fungi; Basidiomycota; Agaricomycetes; Boletales; Suillaceae. Gene Ontology annotation, molecular function: protein binding. The transcript has 4 exons. The record is from RefSeq and is a predicted model, not a curated record.
AUGGACGGCAGCGAAAUAGGGCUGUUCGGUACGCUGCGGCUGAUGAAACGAUCGACUGAUGAACAGGUAGCAGCAUUCCCAAUCGACGAGGAGACAGUUACCUUUGGACGCGACCCGACGUGCAGUGUGCGCCUCUAUUACCCAGAGAUCAGUGCUCUGCAUGCAAAAAUUGUAUUUCAGGAAAGAAAGGCUUUCCUCGUCGUUCUUGGCGACGCAGGACUCACCAUUGAUGGCUGCCCCGUGAUUCCAUCUACUAACGCCUCACUUCCCACAACGAUUCCCGUCUCUAACAACUGCGAAAUCGAAAUACACAAGAAACGUUUCAUAUUCUCCUACCCGCCCAAGCAGCUACGGUCUCCACUUUACAACAUUGAUUCACCAGUCAAGACUGAAAAUGGCAGCGGCGGACGGAGGAAAUUACGAAUGAGCAUGAUCCACAGCGCUCAAGUAUUUACCCCUCGUGGAAAGCCCUCUUCAGAUCCACUUGCAAACCUCCGCAUUCUUCAGAGCCCACUCAAGCAGCUGGUGCCAUCCCCGCGCAAGCCCUCUGCCCUAAAGAACUCCCAUGUCCCAGAGGCAGACGAAAUAGAAGAAGAAAUCGUGCUCGUGGAGUCUAAUACUCCACACGUCGUACAAGAGGACAAGGAUCUUGUCAUUCUCGAGCGUGUCGAUAUCCAAGCCCUUCCUCCACCCACCCCGCCUGUGCAAAGACCAAGACCGAGUAUGAACAUAUACAAGACUCCGAACAAGCGUACACGCCCUUCGUUACACCGUGCUGUACUGAUUCGCAGCGUACAUCGUGCCGUCAUGGCACGUGAAGAAGAAGAGGAAGAGAAAGAAGUUGAGGAGGUGAUUGUAGGUGAGACUGUUGUAGAGGAGGGCGAGAACCAUCAAGAUAGUGACAGUGAAGAAUUCGACGACAAACGUGAAGGCGGUGCAGGGAUCGAGCAUGAAGAAUCUGACGAAGAUGGAAGUGGCGCAGACUCAGACACCGCUGAGGAGCCUACUCCUCAACCAAGUACAUGGCGCAAAUCUCUCAAUGCUGUGCGUGCACACGUUGUAUGGCCUUUCCGCUCAAGUUCCACUGUGCCUGAAGAAAGCGACAAUGAUGACCCGCAAGAUGAGGAUGAGGACGAAGAGGCGGAGGAUGCACAGCCCCCACCUCCAUCAUCUUCCCCACCUCCAAUUCACAUCACACCCCAAGCUCAAUCACACCUGACACCUGCAAGAGCCCCACGACCUCUGGGCUCAUUUAUGACGCCUCAGGUGCCGCACGUACAGUCAGGCAUUGGGGCUGGAAUUGUCCGCGGCGCAGGACGCAACUCCUUUGGUGGAGCGUUGCGAAGAGUACGCGUCGAGCCCAAGUGGCGUAUUGGGGAUAUUGAGGUACGAGGUAUAGAGGAGGUGAAGGAAGAGGAGAAGACAGGGACAGGAUUUGGGAGGACGCGGGUGAGUGAGGAGGAGAGGAAAGUGAGUACAUGCGUUUUCUUUUGCUUUCUGGAGCUUGGGAAAUGGUAUGGAGAGUGCAGUCUGGUUUUCAUUCAAAAUGGUUUCUCUAUGAGCCCGGGUUGUUGUGAUACAGGGUCCAUAUAUACAUACCUCCUGGCGUGUCCCUCGUCUCUCUGGACUUUGUUUUCUUUGUGCCAUUUCUCUCCCCCAUGA